Molecule: messenger RNA, 2262 nt
Organism: Clunio marinus
Lineage: Eukaryota; Metazoa; Arthropoda; Insecta; Diptera; Chironomidae
Source: the annotation of a GenBank genome assembly
AUGUUUGGACGUGUGUUAGAAUCAAUUGAACAAGUUGUUGCACCAAAUCCAACACUUUUUCAAAGUUUUGAACAUUAUUGGAAACUGAUAAAAGUAUUUUACACGAACACAAAUCAAAGUGAUAGACACAUCGAUGAUACAAAUAUUCCUUUUUAUUUGGAGCAAAUGCUGCAAAUUUUAAUAAAAGAGCAAGAUGAAGUUAAAGAGUAUCACAGGAUGAAAAUGCAAUCACCCGAAAAACACAUUGAAAAGAAACUUGCCGAAUGUAUGGAAUUCAUGUUAGAAAAUAAACCAUUAGACUUGAUGGUUGACUUAGCAAUUAGCGAGAAACCUGUGGGAUGCAGACAAUUAGUGCUGAGAUGGAGUCGAAAGUAUCUUACGUGUUUGGAACAUCCUGUGAUUGCUCAUGGAAGUAUUUUUAAACCACUUCUCAAACUCAUGACUGUCUGUAAUGGAACAAUGGCUUCACCAUACGAACUCGACGAAAUACUGUUUUUAGAAGCUGUUUCGGGUCUUGUCGGUAAAACUCCAGAGUAUGUCAAGCUUUUUAUUCCACCUCAUCAGUUCAGUGAUUCAACAACUGAAGGAAUCUUCAGUACAAAAACGCCCAAGGACAACCAACUUUUUGCGUCGUCAAAGCUGGAACCAAAUAUAAGAAGAAUUUCUUUAAUGGUGAGUGAUGAUGAGGAAAUCAAGUACAAUGGCGAGGAAACAGUUCAAAAAAAGACGAUAACUCCAUCACCAAAAAAGAUUUUAAAAAAUUGCAAUUGUGAUGACGGCGAUCGUUUCAUUCUUUUAGACGCAAUUAUGAGUUAUUUGGAAAGUGCUGAUAGCAAGAUUGUUGUUCGAGCAUGUGAAGCUAUUCUUAUUUUAGUUUCAUUAAAACAACUUCAUAAUCACUGUUCAGCUGUCAAUGCUUCGUUCACCGAACUCUGUCAUGUUAUAGGCGAAAAAUUGUUUUUUUGUGCUGAACAAAUACCUGAAGACAUGGAUCUUGGAGAUAUUGACGAUUGCAACGUUUCAUGGGGUUUGUUCCCUAGAGAUGACCAAAGUCACUUUAUUGGUCGAUAUCAGUUAACUUCCUUCCUAUGUUGGCUUGAUUUCACGGAUUUUCUUACGAAAGAAAAUUUACUGGUGUCUGAUCUCGUUGGAAUGCUUUUUCGAGAACAAGUUUUGGAAAGGAUCAUUGAACCAAAUCUUCUGGAACUUAAUCCCGUCUUUGGAUUGGUGAUGACAUCAAAAAUUAUCAAGCAAAUUCAUUCUGAAAAUCUUCUUGAAGAAAUUGCAACAUGGUUGGUAGGGACAGAAAUAAACGGAACAGACUGUCUGCUCAAUAUUCUUAUUGAAAACGCACAAGAUAAUCCAAAUAUACUUUUACAAACACUUCAGUUUGUUGAAGCGUUGUUGGACAAUCCAAAUGAAAGAAUUCUUCAUUCAAUGCUUUUCAUUUAUGUUAAUAAUCGAGGAUAUUAUGAUUCUUUGAAAGCUCACGAAAUUGAUAGUUGGUCAGACGAAGAAGAAAAACGUGAGAAGCGUCGUGGAAGUGUGGAAAGUUCAAUCAAAUCAAAAACAAUGGCUCCCAAUAAUAUUCUUAAAGUGAUUAAUAAUUUUCUGCUUCUUCUUCCACGCCAAUUGAUGGCUGAAAGUGUUGGAACCUGUUAUGAAGAGUACAUGCAAGAUGCCAGUCGUCAUUACAAAUUGUGGAUAAAUAAAACAUCGAAAUUUCACUGGCCAAUUGAAGCAUCAUCGCCUAUAAAACGUGUUCGUAAUAAAUCGCCAACGACUGCUGAAUGCAAUGAUAGUGGAAUAUCGGAAGAAUAUUCUUUUUACGAAGGACCCUUGCUAAGACUUUUAUUUAAUCAAAUAAGAAAUAUGGGAGAACAGCCUUAUGAAAUGAAUUUAGCUUCUAUUGCUAUUUUAUCAAAACUUGCGUUGUUACCGCAUCCUUAUUUACAUGAAAUAUUACUUAGCACGGAAAUUCCAAUCGUCUGUGGGGCUUCAACAUUGUUCACUGUCAUCCAGUCACUUUCAAAGAAAUUGCUUGCAGAAAUUCCAAGAUAUCCUGAGUUUUCAAAUAAGAUUCGUGAUACGGCAAAAAGACUACUAACAAAUCCUCCACUGUUGAAAGAAGACUCAGAAGGUCAGAAUCCACAUGUUGCUGAUGAGUCUGAUUCGUUAUUUGAAGCCUUGAUUGUUCUUGAAGAAUUCUGUAAAGAAUUAGCUGCGAUAGCGUUUAUUAAGUAUCAUCAUGCUACUGAAUAA